Messenger RNA from Symbiodinium sp. CCMP2592, 9210 nucleotides. NCBI's taxonomy places the organism in Eukaryota, Dinophyceae, Suessiales, Symbiodiniaceae. The record is from the annotation of a GenBank genome assembly.
AUGGCGACUCCGAUCGGUUCUCCCCGUGUCCCCUCAACUGUCGGUUCUUCACUAGUGACGCCACUUGCUCGGGAUGUCGUGGAGCCCGAUGAUAGUGCCCACGCAUCUCGCUGCACUGCGCCCGCCUCGCACGCUUCGCUCGCUCGCUCUGCUUCGCUGCUUGCUUCGCCGCCUGCUGAGGACGAUCAGAGAGCUCAGCACCAUGCGCCGCUUUUGCCAUGCUCUGCUGCUGCUGCUUUCGCAACGCCUGGCACGAUGCACCCCGGCUUGCUGCCUGCUUCUGCCACCGCUCGUGCUUUGCCCAUGUUGCCUGCCUUUUCUGCGUCCGCUGCCCCUGCUGCUUCCGCACCUUCUCUUCUUCCGACCGAUCUUUCCUCUUGCCCUCUGUCCCUUCGCGGGGAUCCAGAGGGCGCUCGGGCCCUCUUUGGGUCCGGGCCAGACGACCGCGGUCCACCGAUUUCGGACCCAGCGUCUUUCCGUCCACCGCGCCCCGAUUCUUACGGGCCGGUGGCUGGCCGCGGUGGAGCCCCGCUCCCCGACGUGCCUAUGAGCGAGCACCCAGCUGCACCCCAUGAUUCCGUCGCAACGAUUACCGCGGCGGAUCAUGGUGGUGCUGCCCCCGCCACCGAUUCCGGCGGGAGGCUUGCUGGACCCUGUGCUGUCAGGGCCCUGGUCGAUGAAGCCAUUGGGUCGGACGCAUCCGCGCGCAUCGCCACCGAUAUUCUGGCGAUCGCGCAGGGUGUGGCCAACACCCAAGCCGACCUCGAUAUACUGAGGAACGGCGUCUCGGAUAUCACCGAAGCGCUCGAAAGCAAGAUCCGAGACAUGUGGGAGCUUCUUCAGGCCGAGUUGAGGAAAGAGCGUGAGCUGUUCAUGCAGUUCCAGGACUCUUUCCACGAGAGGCGGAUUUCUGACCACGAGACGCUUGAAGAUCAUUUUGCGAAGCUCACUUCGAUGUUCAACGAUCGACUCAUUGAGUUCGAUGAGCGGAUCCAUCAAUUCAACGAAAAGCGUGCUGGAUCGCUAUCCAUGCAGCUUGCCGAAACGAUCCGCCACAUCAAGCAGUACCCAGACGUGCUGCGGCAGAUCCAGAUCAAUAUCUCUAAUGCGCUUCGGCACCGCAUCGAAGUCAUCAGAUCUGAGAUGAGUCGCGCUCUCUACGAUCAUAAGGAGAGUAACCGAGCUCAUAUCGAUCAGCUGACUGCUCGGAUCCAGCACCUCGAAAACGCUCAUGUCCGCAGAGGCGGUUCUGAUAGAUCAACGCCUUCGCGUCCGGAACGGACGCAGUUCUUCGAUAUCAGUGACCACGGUGGGGAUAUUCCACGCCCCGCGGACCUGCCGCCAGUUCCUGGUGCUCUAUUCCCUGGCGGACCGACUACAGCUAUCCCGAGGUCUUCCCUGUUGGGUCCGAUCGAUCACGGCUCUCCGCCGGGAUGCAACGCUGCGCCUGCUGAAAAGGCCUCAACGGUUCACUCUCAGACGAGUGGAAUCAAUCUCGAUGAAAUUCUGAGGCGAGCGCAGCAACGAGUCGCUGACGAACAACCUGCCGAAAGUCGCGGGCAAAAUAAUCCUGUUGAGCCCGUCCGACAUAAUUUUGGCCAAACGUCGGCGUGUUUUUCGGGAAGAUCGCCGAAUCAGGCCGUUCCUUCCGCAAAUGCCGCCGGAGCGACUUCCGGUCAGGCUCCGAGCCUCAGGCCAUAUCAAGUCGAUGAUGCAGGGAAGGGACCAUCACGAUGGUAUGAUGCGAUGCUUGGCCGAUCAAAUCUCAUUGGCAACAGUGCUGGCGCACCAAUUCUCCAUAGUGAGACCGGUACUUUUACCCUUGCGCCGAACACGAGCGUUACUGCAACGCUUCAGCAUGCUGCAGCCAACGAUGCCAUGCCCCCGAUGCCUACCUUCAGUGCCAGAACGUCCGUUCCUGCACCCAGUGCCGCGCCAUCCGGGUUUGGCGGACCGCCGCCCGCGCAUAACGGAGACGGCGGUUAUUCCGGUGGUGAUGGCCCCAACGAUGACGGGGGUGCAUAUGGCGGUGGCUUCGGAGGACAUGGACACCACGGGUCCGGUUUUGGCCCCGGUGGCGGUGGUGGCCCAUCCGAUGGCCCACCUGGUGGUCCGCCUGGUGGUGGCGGCCCUCCUGGCGGGAGUGGUCCGCCCGAUGGCGGCCUUGAUCCGCCUAGCAUCAGGCCCUCCGGUCGGCCGAGUGGGAACGAUACGUUCCAGUGCGAGCGCUGCACCGGAACUUUCCCGACCACCGUGCGACGGUCGUGCAUAUCUUGCCGAUUCUCGUGCUGCAACGGAUGUUGCCGAGAUCCUUUGAGAAUCUGUCUCGUGUGUCUUGAGAGACAGACUGGAAAUCCACCUGGUCCCAACGAUUCGGGAUCCGGUGGACCCAAGGGCGAUGGAUCGCUGAGCGAGGCCAAGAAGGCAAAGUGCAAGUCCUUUCGUCUCGAUCCCGAGCCGGAGCCUGCUCAGCUGCGACGCUGGAUCGUCGAUAUGAAAGAGCGAGUCGCGAACGCAUUCGCCUACGAUCCCGGAUACGCACUCUCAUGGGUUGAGAUUCCCGAUGGUACACGAUAUGAAGAUCUCCUCGAUGAGUGCAAGUACGGAAUGCUUGAAAACGAAUGCAACUCUGCGUUCCGAGAGUGCGUCCGAUCCAUUGCACUGAAGAAUAAGAUCCAGACCGAGACCGAGCGCAUGCAUACGAUAAACCGGCGACUCGGAAGUAGGCAGAUCUUGUGGCUACUGUAUGAUUUCCUUCGACCACAUGUCACUGGCGAUUCGACUUUCAAGCUCGUUGACCUGAUGAAGACCACGAUUGAUCGGUUUACUCAUGGAUCCGAGCAGGAAAGGCUGGAAGCCUUCUCCAAUCGGUGGGAUCAUGUUCUCGCUGGUAUCUCAGUUGAUCGCCCCGAAGAUCCUGUUCUCUGCGCCCUCUUCUACGAGCAGGUGCGUGAGUUCCGCUGUCUCGAGCUCGAUAUGCAGUUAUGGGACAGGGACGUAUCCGUACGGAACUACGCAUACUUGCGAACCGUCUGCGUCGACGCGAUUACAACUUGGCGCCGACGACGCAAUCAGGAGAAGAUGUACACCGCUACAAGGUCUACCUCUGCGCAAAGACGAUACGCUGAGAGGGAGUCCGUACCGAAGGAGCUCGCCGAGGCGCUCGUCACCCAGACGAUCCUCCCCGCGACGCGGAUCGCCAAGGCGAUAUUCCCGCAGUCCGGGACGAGCAGCUCCCGCACCGACUCGCCCGAUGUCGCGAUCCCCGCGAGGACGGGAAAUCUGCUACGAUUUCAAGAAAGGCAGAUGCACGCGAGGAAGCGGAUGCAAGUUCUCCCACAACCUGAAGGGAAGAAGCUCCUCGCCGAAGGGUUUCCCGCCUCGAUCUCAGCAAUGACAGCAUCCUCCUUUGGAGACUUCGCCUUCGCUUGCGUUGCAUCAUUCGAUAUGGCAUGUCCGUCAGUCAAGCGGAAGACAGUAUCGUUUGGGAAUACUGAGACCCGCGUGAUAGAGUCUUCUUUCCCGGAGCCAAACUUCGGUCCCGUCAAUCGCGAGAGGAAUUUGAACUAUUCGUGGCCGGAAGAUAUCCGUGGUCUGAAUAGUGCUCGCGAGAGGCGAAGGGCACACAUGAAGGCUGUGCUUUGGAGAGAGCAGGUUUUGCUCGAUGACGUUGAUGCCAAAACGCUAGGAAAUGAUGCUUGUGUUCUUGAGCUCACGCUUUCUCAGCGGAGCGCUUGCGAGGUCUUUGCUGCUGCUGUCAAGUCUAUUAAGAGGGUCCGGAGACUUAUGCUCGACUCCGGUUGCGGUAUAGACCUUAUUGGUCUCGGUGAUCUGUCCCGCGAGGAAAGGGAUCUGAUAGUUCAGAAUGCUAAGAUUAGCCUUAGGACCGCCAAUGGGAAAACUAACACCAAGGGUGUUGCCCAUAUGCGCAUUGACGGCCUCGAUGAGCUGAUUGAAGCUUAUGUGUUGGAAAGCACACCAAGUCUCCUUUCCCUUGGGAAACGAUGCAAGGAGCUUGGUUACCGAUUUAUCUGGGAACCCUUUUGCGAUCCGAUAUUCUUUGACCCCAAAGGGAAGCGACUCAAGAUUGAUGUUAUCAAUAACAUCCCCUACCUCGCUCCGAGCGAAACCGAGGUAGUGGCGGGUCGACCUGAUCUCCCUCGUGUGUAUCCGGCACUCCCAGCACCGAUCAUUAUCCACGAGAAAAUCGUGGCUGCUGGUGAAGAGCCCGUAGGCGAGCUAGACGAUAUCGGAGAGCUCGAUCUUGAUAUGCCUGGUGCUAAGAGUGCCCAGAAAGGUGCACCUGACGAUGCCAAGAAGGUGCCCAACAAACCUAAGCAUCAAUCGCCACCCGACGAACCGAGAGCGCGCGAUCUGAGGGAGGAGGCAAAAUCCAUCCGUCACCCCAUGACCCAUUUACCUAAGAACCCCUAUUGCGAUGCUUGCCAACGUGCAAAGAUGGAAAACGUUAAGUCAUUUCGCCAAGACUCACCACGCGAUAAAGGGUUUGAGAAAUUUGGCGAGCACGUCACCAUCGAUACUAUGGUGUUGCACGGGCUUGGCAAUCGCGGGAAUAAUGGGGAAACAGAUGCUGUUGUCUUCUAUGAUCUAGCAACUGAGUGGUUGGAGAGUGUCCCCGUCAAGGGGAGAACGAAUGCCGACACGCUUCGAGCGUUCCAGCAGGUCUUCGGUGACCUUCAGGAUGUGAACUCGUUCUCCAUGGAUGUGGAGAGAAGGUAUGCACCUUCCGCGAUCCGGGAAAUCUACUGUGAUAAAGCCCGUGAGUUCAUAUCGACCUGCAAGAGAGUUGGCAUCUCUGUAAAGCAUUCCACUCCUGGCAUGCCUCGCACUAAUGCCAUUGCCGAGAGCAGGGUGAAGCUUGUCCUUCAUGGCGCACGUGUGGCGCUUCGGCAAGCGGGUCUGAGCGCCAAAUUCUGGCCUUAUGCGUGUAAGCACUUCUGUCAUGCUCGCAACAUCGAGCUGCGCGAAGGGCAAAGUGCGUAUUCGCUCCGAUUUAAUGGUGCCGAAUUUGACGGUCAGGUUCUUCCAUUCGGAUGUCUUGUUGACUUCUAUCCCACGCCGGCACGGAAACAAACCCGGCGUAGUCAGAGAGAUGAAGUCGUACUUGGCGAUGGUGAGGAAUAUGCUGUACCCGCGCCUGGAGAUGAUGGAUUGGUCGAAGUCGAAAUUGGAUUCGAUGAUGAUGGUUAUCUCGAAUGGAUCGACGAUGGAGAUGACGAUCGAUCUGGAUCCCUCCAAGGACCCGAUGUUGAUCAACGCUUAUCAUCCUACCAGCGCCCCAGCAAGUUCUCUCCCACGAGCAAGCCUGGUGUAUUUCUGGGUUACCACUUCGAGAAUGGGGGCAAGUGGGACGGUGACUACAUUGUCGCCGACCUUGAAGGUUUCAAGCGCGACGCAUUGCGUGCAAGCGUCCAUCAGGUCAAGAAGAUCUAUUGCUCACCUAAGGAGCGAUGGACGUUUCCGAUGCUGGCUGUGUACGACAAACAGACACGAUCAGUAUGCAUCAACGAUCCCGCGAUGCAUUCUAACGUGCCACAGCCGAGUGAGCGUCUUGACGCCUCCGACAUGCUCGAUCUCGAAGAUAUCGACGAAAUCUUCGCCCUUGACGAGUCAAAGCGAAUGACUGAUGAAGAUAUUCGACAGGCUCGUGAGGCUGAGUUACGAGCAGAGUCCUCUCAUGGAGGAGGCGUCGACUACUGGGAGUAUGAUCCAUCUGCGCAUAAGUGGACGUAUCACGUCGUUGUUCCAAGGAAAGCGAUGGUUCAUCCCAGUAAGACUCCCGGUUCCAUAGGAGAGUCGCCUGAUCCAUGGAAGCUUAGCACGGUGCGUAUAUCGCAUGUUCAAUACAAGGACAAAAGCCCGGUUACGAUCUAUGAGACCGGGUAUGCCUUCGGCAAGACAAGACUCAUGCAGCUCUGGACCGGCACUGUUGAGUUCUAUGAUGACGGCUUUGCCCCACCCAAGAAGAAGUUACCUCCUUAUCAUGGGUCAGAGAUCCUGGAGGGCGAAGGGGGUUUGCCUUAUCGUCAGAGUGUGCCGCGUUCCGAGCGGACAUAUAAAGGGUCUCGAAAACCGAACUCUAUCGACUCAGAAUCCUGGCGCAGUAUGAAUCGCGCCGAACGGGAGGGAUAUGUCGAGGCUGAGCGCCGCGAAGCUGAGUCUCAUGCCAUGUCCCGAGAGGAUUCUCGCGAUGCCGCUCCUGUCGACAUCGCUUACGAUUCAGAAUAUGAGUCGGGUGCCGAACGGCAUGACAAGGAUUACUGGUAUCACGAUGUCGCAGCUGGCACGAUCACCCGAUUUCAUGUGAUCGAACGCCGAGCGCGCUUCAAUCCUACUUCCGUCAAAGAUUGUCCCGUUGAUCCUGCCACAUUGACCGAUGUCAGGAUGACUAUGGCCAUGACUGACGGCACCGAGUUUACAUUGCAGGACUCGUGGAGAUCAUCCGAUGCUCGAUCUCUGCCGUGCCGAUGGACGGGAAAGACAGUCUUCGUUAUUGGUUCUUCCGCCAAAACGCAGAUUAAAGUUCGAACCCGUAUGCCGAACACAGAUGACACGGGGCGCCGCGUGCAGACUGCGAAUGGCUAUUAUGGACACGCGUUGCGUGCAAAGGGCCGUAAUGUCGUGCCUGCCAAAUCUCGCGCCUGUGUCGUUACGGAUCUUGAGUUUGAGCCCCCGGGUGGUAUGUCAGCCCGUCUUCAGCCGCUCCGCGGCAGUGGCCUCGAUGUUUGCCCGGCCAUGUACACGUAUAAUGAAGGGGCAACUCAGUCCGGUGUUGACGUCCUUAAUCCUACCGAAUACGAUAUUAUAGUCGAGCCCGGACAAGACGUUGCGGUGGUUCAGUUUUACACUUCCGUUUUGGCAGCGGUUGAACUCGACUUCACCGCAGACGAUGUGGAAGGUGAUGUUUCUGCGCCGGUUGAACCAUCCGAUGACGGUCCUGCUGUUGAUACAGCACCUGCCAUGCCUGUUCGCCCUGGGUGGGAGCUCAUGGCAUCGAAGAUUAAAUUGGAGCCGCCCUCGAGCAUCAAACGUUACUUGGGAUGCGAGCAUGUUACCUUCUCCCACGUUGUUCCUAGUGCCUUUGAUCCGCGCUCCUAUUGGACGCGCUUCGAGGAGCCCAAGAAGGCGUUUCCCGAGCUGACAUUUGGCGAUCGAGACACCAGUGUCGCGCAGGGCUCUGUUGGUCCUCGAGAAAUUCGAAUGAUCAAAUACGAUAUGCGAUCGUUCAUGGAACAAUGUGUUUCUCGCUAUGUUGAGCUCUGUGGCCCUAAGUAUAAAGCCACCUUGCGGUCGGCUGAUACGCCGUUCCUCGAUGAAUCGCGACCGGAAUUCGAUACCAAUCCGGAUCGACCUGCUGUGAACCGCUUAUUGGGCCAUCCCGCUGACACGCCUGUGCCUCCUGGUAAAGGCGUUCUCGGCGACUGUGCAGCCGCCGUUCUGAUGAAAAUCCUAUAUGGUGCUCGCAUGGGGCAGUACGAUUUGAUUCGUCCUGUGCAGGCACUUGCCAGUCUCAUCACCAAGUGGGAUGGCUUGUGUGAUAAGAAACUCCAUCGACUGGCCGAAAUUGUCUCUCUUGACCACGCUGUGUAUAAGUUGGGCCUGCCUGCUCAAUCUAUGUGGGAGUAUAUGUUGGGCCGCCGUUUCCGAUUGCGGGUCAUGGAAGACAAUGAGGCCGCUAUUCGAGUCAUUAUCACUGGUCACAAUCCAAACAUGCGUCACAUGUCUCGUACCCAGCGUAUCGAUAUCUCUGCGCUGAACGAGCGCUAUCACGCUGGGGAUUUUCUGUUCGUGACGUGUCCCUCUCAGUUCGAGGCUGGUGAUAUUCUGACAAAGGCCUGCACUGAUGCCAAGGUGUGGGGCCGCAACCUUAUGUCUAUUGGUCAUUUUCGUAAAGGUACUCUUAUUUCCUCCGGAAAGAACAAGCAGCCACCGAAGAAGGCUGCUGCCAAGACACCGGCUGCCCGAUCACCUCAGCCGAAGUCUCCCUCGCCAUGCGGGGAAGGCCUUCCGAGCGGUCCGAUUGCGCCGACUAUGGAAAGGCCUCCUGCUCCGCCGAUUCCCACGGAGCAGGCUGAUUCUGAUAUGGGCACCGAUGAAGCCCCAGUCCCGAUUCAGACUCCGAGAGAUGAGUCUACCGGGGGUGGAAAGCGCUCCGAGGACAUUCCGAUAGGAUUGAGGAUGAAGGCGAUGAUGCUGAAGAUCGGGAUCCAAGAGAUCCCACAGGCCUCAAUCUGGCAACGCCUCGAGCAGCUGACAUGCAACCCUGGUUACGAUCAAAAGCUGCACCAGCUGGUUGACUCCUUCCUCCUCACUACUCAUCCGCUCGCGGAUAAGCAGAGGAAGCAGUACCCCCGAGAGAUUAUGGACUUCAUCGACCGUUACAGGGUGAUGUGCGCUCUUGCAUUUUCCCGAGUGGCGACGUUGUCUGGUGACGCCGCAGGGGUCCGCGAGAAAAUGGACCUUACGAUGGCGCUGGCUCGCCACUGUAUGCACUUUCAAGCGCAGAGCUUUAAGGGAUCCCGAGAGACACUGAGCAACGAUACGCUCCGUCUCAUGGGAACCUGUUAUAUCCCGUCGCCUCUUGCGAGCUGGAACCGAAAUCUCAUGGGAUACAGCAGUUCGACUGCGGAGCAGCGAUGGUUGAGGACCGAUACGAGUAUCAAACACAACGACCUCACCAAGCUGUCGCCCAUUGAGUUGUCUAGGGAUGCGGUCAGCCAGGUUACACUAUCUUUCAUCCCUGGAGCAUUUCUGGCACUCAAGGCUCUUAACCGAUUCCCCACGCUGGACUCUUUGAAAGAGCAAGCGACUCACCUCGAUAACGAUCGCAAGGAACACGGCUACGAUCUUCCUGCCGUGGAUGCGAACGGGAUCGGGGAAGCGGCCGCCUUUCGCAACGAAGACGACGAUGAAAAUACCCCGUUGAUGCGCGGGUGGGUCUCGUUCAUGAAAGCGAUGGCUGAGACCUACCCCGGGCGAUGCGUUAGCAUCGAUGAUACGCUCAACUGGGGAGCCAGCACCCCUAUGACCUAUGAGGACGGUGCGGCGCAGACUACCAUCCGCCCGACUGAUGGAUGGGUGUAUGUCCCCGCGAUGAAUUCGGACAUAUACGAUCCUCAGGAAACGUUCCUUCACGGAACGAAUCUCCGAUACCUCUGGUCGAUUCUUGCACACGGAGGCUGCCAGUAG